AUAAACCCCUCACUACCAUUACCAAAAACCAGUAGCCAAGAGUUUUUUUUCAUUUUUCUUUUAAAACCCAUGGAUCGGUUUUCGUUCUUGAAUGUUGUAAUGGAGGUUGCGGGUAUUCUAAAUGAAUCCCGCAAACUCUUUCUCAAGAACAAAAAGUUGAUGUUUUCAGUCUUGGCAUUUCCUCUCUUACUCAAUUGUUUAGUUUACUUGUUCAACGCCAUUGCCAUCAAACCCGAGAUAACAAACUUGAUCCUUGAAUCAAGUUUGUUACCUAUGACAGAUCCAAACACCCCGGAAUAUGCUGCCCAUCUUAUGAGAGUCUUUGUAGAUUUUCGUCAGUUUGUUAGUUCUUUAUACAUCUUCUUUGCCGUCUCCUGCAUCAUCAACCUCUUAUCCACUCUUGUCAUCGUUCACGCAUCGGCUCUUACUCAUAAAGAUGAUAGCUUCGAGAUCAAAGAUUUUCCGAUUCUGACCCUUAAAUAUUGGAAGGGACUUCUUGUGACUAAUUUCUACAUUGCUCUCUUCAGUCUUGGCUAUUGGUUCCUAUUCGUUAUAAUCCUUUUUUCUAUCGUUUUCUUCUCUACAAAACUCGAUUCCUUGGUAGCCAAAUCUCACGCUUUAUGGAUUCUAUUCGCAGUCUUUGAGGCUUACUUAGCUAUAGUUUGGAACUUAUCUAUGGUCAUAUCGAUACUCGAGGAUACUUAUGGGAUCCAAGCUUUGGGGAAAGCUGCAAAGAUUGUUAAAGGGAUGAAGCCAAAACUAUUCCUCUUGAAUCUUUUCUUUGGUUUAUUGUCAUUUGGAUUAGUUCAAAUCUUGCGACUGAUCGAUUGGAGUAGUUCAUUCUCGGUUACCUUAACCACCGGUUUGGUCCUUGUGAGUUCGGUCUUUAUGGUGAGGAUGUUUCAGCUUGUGACUUACACCGUUGCCUAUUUCCAAUGUAAGAGCCUGCAAGGCAAAGACGUUGACUCGCUGAGGGAUGUGGAAUAUACGAAAUUGUCCUCCACUACUCUCAUGGGAGGAUUGCCUUGAUUAUAUCUAUAGAAGUGUAUAUAGUUUGUUUGUCUUAAGAAUGUUGAAGUUCACCAUGGAUUCGGUAAAUGAGUGCUAAUAAUCAAAGUUUGUUUUU
Messenger RNA from Arabidopsis arenosa, 1126 nucleotides. Lineage: Eukaryota; Viridiplantae; Streptophyta; Magnoliopsida; Brassicales; Brassicaceae. The record is from the annotation of a GenBank genome assembly.